UGCAGUGGUGUGUCCCUAGCUGAAGGAGCUGGUCCGAGCCGCGGCCGUUCUCGGAGCGCUGCCUCCCCCCGGCCCGCAUCCCCCUCUGGAGGCCCCGCACGGGACUGUCCGGCAGCAUCCCCGGCACCGGGCGGGGCGCUGAGCCCCGGGGCCCCCCCGCUGUCCCGGGGAGGGCUCGGCCCGGCCCUCGGGGGCGGGCGAGUCCCGGGGCUAUGAAAGGAGCGGCGGCCGCGCCCGCCCCAGAGCCGCUUCCCCGCCGCGCCGCUCCGCACCGGCGGCCGCCCCAGAGCCGCUGCCCUCACCAUGAACAGAGGCUUCUCCAAGAAGAGUCACCCUUUCCUGCCUAAAAUAUUUAGAAAAAUGUCUACUCAAUCAGCAAAAGAGAGACCUGAGAGUUUGCAUUUCCCAUUCCUGGACGAUGAAGACACCAUCUCCACACUGAAAGAAUCCAAAACCUUUUUCAUCCUCCGGGGCCUGCCUGGCAGUGGGAAGUCCACCCUGGCCCAGGCCAUCCACGAUCGCUACAAAGACGCCUGCAAGGUCAUCUCUGUUGAUCACUAUAAAAUCACACCAUUAAUCAGAAGCUCCAUUCCUGAAGAGUACUCCAAGGUGGAUGAGGAUCUAGUUGACUAUUGCAAACGGGAGAUCAGCGUCAUUGUUUUGGAUGACACUCACCACGAGCGGGAGCGGCUGGAGCAGCUCUUUGACAUUGCUGACAAGUAUCGCUACAAAGUCAUCUUUGCCGAGCCCAAAACCCCCUGGCGCUUGGAUUGUCCCCAGCUAAAGGACAAGAACCAGUGGAAACUGUCUGUGGAAGAGCUGAAGAAGAUGAAGCCAAGUUUAGAGAAAGAAUUCCUCCCCAUGUAUUUUGGGUGGUUUUUGAGCAAAAGAAGUUCAGAGAUCCUGAGGAAGGCUGGCCAGGCAUUCUUGGAUGAGCUUGGGAGUCUCAAAGCCUUCAAAAAGGAGAGUAAAUACUUUCCUUCUGCUAUCGAAGAUCCCAAAAUAAAAAUAGAUCUCACCAGCUACUUUGUGAAGAGGCCACCUGGGGUCCUGCACUGCACCACGAAAUACACUGAGUUUGGAAAAGCAGCUGGAGCUGAGGAAUAUGCACAGCAGGAAGCUGUGAAGGCUUCCUAUGGCAAAGGCUUCACCCUGUCCAUCUCUGCACUGUUCAUCACCACAAAGACUGUCGGGGCUCGCAUCGAGCUGAGCGAGCAGCAGCUGCUGCUGUGGCCAGGGGAUGCUGACAAGAUCCUGCCCACGGACAACCUCCCCCGGGGCAGCCGUGCCCACAUCACCCUGGGCUGCGCCAACGGCGUCGAAGCCGUCCAGACAGGGCUCGACCUGCUGGAGUUUGUCAAGCUGGAAAAGGCAGGCAACAAAGGGGAGCAAGUGGGGGAAAUUGGAGGAGGGAAACUGCUGUAUUUUGAUAAUGGGAUGUGGAUGCUUGUGCUGUCGAAAAAGAUUGAUGUGAGGGCGAUAUUCUCGGGGUACUAUGGGAAGGGAAAACUCGUGCCAACACAGAGCACCAACAAACGGGGCGCUGCCUUUAGCUCCUGCACCAUCAUCUAGGAGCACGGGCAGGGCAGCUCCUCGGUUUGUUUUUAAAAGGCAAGUAACUCCUGUAACCUUAAAAGUGUAAAGAGAAAUAAUUUCUACCUUUACUAAAGUCAACUCUCCUGCCCACCCCAGCGUGAAGCCUCUGGGGAGUUAUCGGCCUCAGAAAAGGAAGAAAACAAGCAACUCCUGACUGGAACUGUCAUGGAUUUUAAUGUGAGUUUUGGAGGGAACCUGCUGGGGUGUCCUGCUUGUUUUCUUCCUUGGAGAAAGAUCAGCUCUGGGGCUUUUAUUGCUUCCCUCUGAACCACAAUCGUUCGAUCUUUACCUGUUGGCACUGACCAAAGCCUGGCAGUCACUGGUCUGAAGCCAAGGGAACUGCAGGAUGUCCCUCCCCUCCCACAUCCAGGAGCUGACAUUGGCCAUUCUGGCAGCUGAUUACAGGGUCAGAACUAGUGAGACCCAGGCAUGGGUCACUCCUGUCAGGAGUCCUGUCCUUACCAAGGGUUUGGCCCCUAAGGACAGACCUUGCUGAGGGCAGCAGGUCCUGGCAGCCCUAAUCACAGCUGCCCCCAGUGGGCUCCAUCCCAGCUCCUGUCCCUCACAGCAGAGAUGCUCUGGGGACAGCCAGGAGGAGGGCACUGUGCCACGUGAUGCCUUAAAGACACCAACUUUGGGGAAAUCAAAUGAAACACCAGGACAGGGAGCCAAUUCCUGCAAAGCAGCUCCAGCCACUUCCCCCCACCUGGGCUGGACCAAGCACCAUCCCAUGUCCUGUAGGGAACAAUCCUGCCUUGGCAGGAAGUGGAAGAGAUGAACUAACAUCUUUUCCAUCUUAUUUGAUAGAAACUAAAAUCAUGUCUGAAGUACACAACUGGACUUCAUGCAAGAUUUUACUCCCUUCCUCUAAUGCACUUGAAUGUUAAGAGUUAGGCUGGAGUAACCCCGUAGUGUAGGAAGUGGAGGCACUGUAACCUUGUAACUCAUGUCUGCUCGAACCUAAACCCCAGCUGGAAGUUACUGACCCAGCACUUGUGUCAUUAAAUCUGUUUUAUUGAAACUUGGGUUUGUGCUCUGGCAGGCCCUGGCCCAGCAGGGCAGUGGCUCCUGGGCAUUGUUUAACACAAAGCUCCACUAACAGCCCCAGGGAAGGUCCCAGCUCGACCUCCUGCUCUGGCUCAGGCUCUGGGGAGCAGCAGAGUGACAUUAACCCAACUAACACUGUAAAUACUGACUGUGUUUGAGGCCUGGGCUGGGGCUGGGCACAGCUCACCCUGAGUCCAGUGGUGCUGGGGCAAGGAGCAUUUCUCUCUGACUGUUGAGGCCAAAAGCAGGGAGAGCUUUGGUGCUUCUCUGGUACCAAACACUCUGCCGUGAAAGCAAAAUACUUCCUGCUGAUCAGAAGCAAAGGAUAUGAAUAAAUUCUCAUUAUACCAUAAAACAGUGAGCUAUAAACCCACCCAGAGCACCUGUGACCCUUCAUGGGGAAAUCCCUCCAACCUUCCACACUGGCAGCAGCCAAGUGCCCAACGCUCAGCUGACAGAACCUCAAGGAUUUGUUCCACCAAAGCUCUACAAGGAUUUGCCAGCACCUGCUCAGGGGCUGGCUGAGCCCACACCCCCAGUGCCCAGAUCACUCCAGCACCAGCAUACACAGCUGGAAUAUCUCCUUCAUCUGCCUGUUCAAGAACAACAGUGACAUUGUCGUCGUUUGAGUUUUUAUUAGUUUGUACAUCAUAUACAGUUUAUAAUAAAGUAAAACCGAUUGCA
Camarhynchus parvulus is the source of this 3327-nucleotide messenger RNA. It is a transcript of the gene CNP, whose product is annotated as 2',3'-cyclic nucleotide 3' phosphodiesterase. Bases 304 to 1572 code for a protein of 422 amino acids. Lineage: Eukaryota; Metazoa; Chordata; Aves; Passeriformes; Thraupidae. Gene Ontology annotation, cellular component: cytoplasm; membrane. Gene Ontology annotation, molecular function: 2',3'-cyclic-nucleotide 3'-phosphodiesterase activity. Gene Ontology annotation, biological process: cyclic nucleotide catabolic process. The record is from RefSeq and is a predicted model, not a curated record. The transcript has 4 exons.